AUGGGUGGACAAUUCUAUUUGGAUCUUAAGGCAGUCUUGUUCUACAUCUCCAUCUUCACCAACAGUGAGCUCCUCCUCCACUCCAACGUUGACACGUUCAUCGUGGUAAGGUCAGCUGUCCCCAUCUUUGUUGCAGUGCGAGAGACCCUCUUCUUGCACCAGCCAUGGCCGUCGGUAAAGACUUGGCUCUCCCUCGCCACCAUCUUCGGUGGAAGUGUGCUUUAUGUGCUAACAGAUAAUCAGUUCAGUGUCAUGGCGUAUAGCUGGGGAGUGGCCUACUUGGUGAGCAUGUCCAUAGACUUCGUUUACAUAAAGCAUGUGGUUAUGAACAUAGGUUUAAAGACUUGGGGCCUUGUCCUCUACAAUAAUCUCGAGGCUCUCGUGUUGUUUCCAUUGGAGUUGCUGGUAAUGGGAGAGUUGGAGAAGCCUCGGCUGAGGCCGUGGACGAGGGUGAUGCCUAGGCGGAGGUUGGAGAGGUGGGCUGUGAGGGAGUUUGGAGCUCUUGGGCUUGCUCUUGGUGAUGGGUUUGGGCUUGAGUUGGAGCCCAACCCAAGCUUGAUGGUGGGGGUAGCAUCUUCUCAAAUAAGUGGGCUGUGA
Molecule: messenger RNA, 597 nt
Organism: Vitis vinifera (wine grape)
Lineage: Eukaryota; Viridiplantae; Streptophyta; Magnoliopsida; Vitales; Vitaceae
Product: GDP-mannose transporter GONST3
Exons: 2
Coding region: 1-597 (198 amino acids)
Cellular component (GO): Golgi apparatus
Molecular function (GO): antiporter activity; GDP-fucose transmembrane transporter activity
Source: RefSeq, a predicted model, not a curated record